AUGGAGAAAUGCCUUCAUCCAAGUGGACGGAGGCAUCCUCCAUCAAAGUGGACGGAUACAUAUCUCCAUGCCUCCGCCCCGGCGGACGAAGGCAUGGAGAUAUGUAUCCGUCCACUUGGACGGAGGCGUGACUUGGAUGGAGGACGGAGGCAUGACUUGGAUGGAGAUAUUUCAUGCAUCCGUCCACUUGGACGGAGACAUGAACACUUGGAUUGUCCGUAUCUCCGUACUCUCUUGAUUCCUAUUCGAUUCUUCCAAAUUCUUUCUCCAAAUCUCGUGUCAUCUGGUUCUUCUUCUCCAGUUCUUAAUUUACGGUUCAAAAUGAACACUUUGCUAAAUUCCCGGAUUGACUUCACCAUGACUGACCGAAAGCUUGUGGCUUUGGGCAUUCCAUGGGAUGUGGACACAGAAGGACUCAGAGAAUACAUGAGCAAGUUUUGGGGAUUUAGAGGACUGCACCGUGAUGAAGACUUAAUGGCAUAG
Fraxinus pennsylvanica is the source of this 483-nucleotide messenger RNA. The record is from the annotation of a GenBank genome assembly. Lineage: Eukaryota; Viridiplantae; Streptophyta; Magnoliopsida; Lamiales; Oleaceae.